Messenger RNA from Anguilla anguilla (European eel), 544 nucleotides. Its product is annotated as cytochrome c oxidase subunit 8B, mitochondrial. Lineage: Eukaryota; Metazoa; Chordata; Actinopteri; Anguilliformes; Anguillidae. Gene Ontology annotation, cellular component: mitochondrion. The record is from RefSeq and is a predicted model, not a curated record. The coding region runs from base 165 to 368 and encodes 67 amino acids. Gene Ontology annotation, biological process: mitochondrial electron transport, cytochrome c to oxygen. The transcript has 2 exons.
UUUAUGGUGACCUUAUAUCACAUUUGGCGGAGUAUCAUAAGUAUGACGCGCUGGUAGUUUUUGAAGGGCACACCAACAAGUUCACCAGCUACACUGGAACCCGCGCGCUCAUUCCUCACUCAUAGGUUUUGCCUUCAGAGCUAGAUAGGGCCAAGGACAUAAUCAUGUCGGGCUUGAAUCGUUCCUUCAAUUUCCUCAGAACCACGCUGCGACCCCACAUCAUUCCGAAAGCCAACGUUUCGGCGAAGCCUGCCAAGCACCCUCUGACUGCAGGGGAGCAGGCCAUUGGGAUGCUCGCCAUGUUCACUGUCAUUCUGGUGCCAUCCGGCUGGAUCCUGGCCCACCUGGAGGACUACAAGAAACGGUGAAGCGACCCAGAGCGACGUUGACACGCCAUGUCGACCCAGAGACUCCGUCCUGCCUCACAAAAUCACACCUUUUCCAAAGAAAUGACUGUACUCUGACCAUGCAUGCUUCCCAGAAGCUCUUCAACUUUGUCAAUAAAUGUCCACCUUGAAAACAAAACAAAACAAAACAAAAAAAA